Trifolium pratense (red clover) is the source of this 483-nucleotide messenger RNA. RefSeq lists its product as uncharacterized. The record is from RefSeq and is a predicted model, not a curated record. The transcript has 2 exons. Gene Ontology annotation, molecular function: zinc ion binding; nucleic acid binding. Bases 27 to 362 code for a protein of 111 amino acids. Lineage: Eukaryota; Viridiplantae; Streptophyta; Magnoliopsida; Fabales; Fabaceae.
UUAAUCAGUUUGUGCUGAACUUCACCAUGUCAGACAUGGAGAAAACUCUACCACAACUAUUAAACAUGUUGAGACAAGCUGAACAAAACAUGAGAUCAAAAGGGAAGUCAAAUCAAGUUCUAAUGAUCGGCAAUGGGAAUCACAAGGGCAACAAAGGAAAGGGCGGAAAAGGGAAGGGCAAGGAAGUUGUCAAACCCAAACCUAACCCUAAAGCUUUGAAGCCUACUGGUGGCAUUGCAAAGGAGGGUAAGUGCUUCCACUGUAACAAGACUGGACAUUGGAAGAGGAACUGCCCAAAAUACCUGGAGGACAAGAAGAAUGGAAUAGAGAGUUCCAACUCAACAGGGGCUGCAAAGGAGUAAAGAUUUGGCUAAAGGAGAAGUCGACCUACGAGUGGGAACUGGAGCAAGAGUUGCCGCAUUAGCUGUAGGAGUUUUUAAUUUGACUUUACCUUCUGGUUUAAUAAUACAGUUAGAGAACUGU